This is a messenger RNA of Anarrhichthys ocellatus (wolf-eel), 3880 nucleotides long. RefSeq names its product leucine rich melanocyte differentiation associated (gene lrmda). Gene Ontology annotation, biological process: melanocyte differentiation. The coding region runs from base 254 to 1012 and encodes 252 amino acids. The record is from RefSeq and is a predicted model, not a curated record. Gene Ontology annotation, molecular function: protein binding. The transcript is spliced from 8 exons. Lineage: Eukaryota; Metazoa; Chordata; Actinopteri; Perciformes; Anarhichadidae.
GGAAAAACACUCGUGUUAGCGUUCUUACGCACAGCAGCAGGUCAGCUGAUUAAAACGGCACGCGGAAACUGUAAAGUCAUUUGGAAAGCGCCAGUAGAUCUCCAAAGCAGCCGGGCUAUACGUCCACAAACACCACUAUUUACUGUUGAUCACAGCGUGUUUCUAACGUGAGCGGGACUCUGGAGAUCCACUCAAAUAGCGUAUCUGAAAGACACAGAGGCGACCGAGAGCCUGUCAUCGUCAGGAGAAAGUUAUGGCACAUAACGAGUCGCUGGUCGCUUUGAAUGGGACUCAAAUUUCCCACAUCGGACAUGACUGCACGGACAUCCCAGACUUCCUUGGAGACACAUACGGCCAGUUUGCAAGAAGGCUGGAUCUCAGCUUCAAUCUGCUCAGGUCACUGGCGGGUCUCAAAAUGUUCACUGUGCUGGAAGAGCUGGUCGUUGACAACAAUCUGCUUGGAAAUGACCUCCUGUUGCCCAGGUUACCCAACCUCCACACCCUUACACUCAAUAAGAACCAACUGACUGAUAUCGAGGCCCUGCUGGAACACUUGGCUGAUGUGACCCCGUCACUGGUGUACCUAAGCCUGCUGGGAAAUGAGGCCUGCCCCAACCAGCUGGUCAGCCCGGAUAACGAUGAGGACGACUACCAGAGAUACAGGUACUUCGUUCUGCACAAGUUGCCCCAGCUGAAGUUUCUGGACACCAGGAAAGUAACUCAAAAAGAAAUGAUGGAGGCGCAGGCAAGAGGAGCCUUCAUGAAAGUGGUCAAACCCAAGUCGGAAGCUCAGACAGCUAUCAGGAAGAAAGAGAACUCACUGUGCACCACCGAGAGAAGAAAAUAUCCACCUAAUGAGACUGGCUCUGAAAGUCACCCACUGCCCUACACUCCUCUACCCCGAGGAUCCAGAGAUGCCAAGAACCACAAAGGGGUAUUCGCCAAGUGUCGCUACAUCUACUAUGGCAAGCACUCAGAAGGAAACAGAUUCAUCCGAAACGAUCAACUCUGAUGGACAGCUGGUCAGGCACAAAGAGGGACAUGAGUGACAAGGGAUGCCAGCAGAAGGAAAGAGGAUCAAAUCAAUCUUUUAUUUGUCAGAACGACUGGUGAUAAUCGAGCCACCUGAUCUCCCACUGGAAAAAGAUUUUUAACUUCAUCAAAAGUAUUUGUUAUGUAAGGGGAAUGGGGGUUUUUUUAAGUUCGUAAUCCAGCCCCAUAGUUACGGCCUCCUCUGCUGUGCUGGGUCUGCAUCUGCCUCCCUGCUUCCAGCUCAGAGUCAGAGAUGACACUCCCACUGACAUGAUUGCCUCUAAGCAUCAGCAACCGUAUAACGCCAGACACACACACACACACACACACAAGCGAGGACAGUCUCUGUCGCUCUCUUUUUGGUUCUCUUACACACAGUCAGUGACAAACACAGCCUGCCAAUUGUAUCCUUUUCUUUGACAGCCAUGAUGGAUCACCCGUCCACUACCGCCACUAAUCAAGGGUGAAAGGGGUGACGGUCACACACACCUGGGGCCUGACAUGGACUCAUCUCUCUCAUUCUCUCUCUGUUUUAGACACUCUCUCUCUCUCUCUUUCUCUCCCACACAAAGACAUAUAUACCUGCUGAUUAAAACAUUAAGACAUUGCAAAGAGUUUGACAACGUAACAAGAUUUCCCAAGGCGUGCUCAGUUUAUCUUGUUUAGUUUGUGGCAGACUACAAAAUGCUUUUCCCUUCUUUUGUUUGAAUGCAUUUUAUUGAAUGAAUUUUGUCUUUGUGUCUCUAAAAACAUAUUUCUGAUAUCUGAGUGAUGUUUUGGUCAGUUUCUGUUGUGUAGAGAUGUAUCAAAUGCAGCUUUUAAUGUAAAAAACAUUCCAAUACUAGCUUUAAUGAAGAACAGAGUUGUAACCAAGUAUGCCUUUCAGGUAUAUCGUUAUGUAUUAUGGUGCCAUUUUUCCAUGUUGUUUUGCCUUUUCCCUCACUGUGUGUCUUCGACCAGUUAAAUACUUCUUGCUGAAAUAGUCCCUUCAUUAUUUGCAUUGCAAUGUGAUGUACUGCAAACAAAGAAUAAGACCUACUCUUCAGAAAAUUGCAUCUAAUGGAAUAUUGUCUCUACAGUUGUAGUGCUUUUUUAAUGUUUUUAUUUUAUAAUAUGUCUAUGAUCACUGUACACUGUAAAUGUGUUUAUUGUGAUUUUUAAUACCUUAUUACAACAAUAAUGCUGCCAUCUUUUAGCAUCUUAGUUUUAAGUUCUCUUGGCAACCUUCCAAUCUAAAUUUUUGACAUGAAUGAUGUCAUAUUUCUGACACAAAAUUGUAUUAGCUGGAAUCCUUCAAGUGAUUAAAAGGGUUUGUCUAACAUAUGUCUCUUCUCAAACUGCUCCAGAGCUUAAGGUACUCAGGUUCCUUCACAUUAAUUCCUUCUGCCACCGUAAUAUACUGUAUUGAUUGUAAUGAUGAAAUGUCCAAGACAUUCAUAUUUUUUCCUGUGUAAAGCCUAUAGAGCGAAAAGAGCCAAUCAACAUUUUAAUAGCCAUGUGUGACUCAUAAUUACAACCUCAAAAGUAGUUAUAAAAGAUGUCCCUGACUGCCAUGAGGCUUGAUUACAUUCCCUGCUCCUUUAUAGAUGAAGUAGCUGGACAAACCAUGGUGAUGAGAUCGAGAGGAGAUGUUUGCUCUACGUGUAUUUUGGAUUUGAAAGAAGCCAUGUUGAGCUUCAGUCUUGCACGUCAAUCAUCCACAGGCCGAUGGAAAAAAGGUCAGAGAUAGCCUCAUGCAAUGUUUGUUCACUAUGUCGGUUUAUUUCUUGCUUCUAUUUGCUUAACAAUUGUGUGCAUGUGAGAGUAUGCACGCUCGCCAGCCUGCGCGUAUACGCCACUUCCUACGGGACUGUGUGACCAUAUUCCAGCUGACAUGCCGUUCAGGAGCCUGGUCACUAGUGCCGGCGUUUCAAAAUGACAAGGUUUAUUUGUCUGUGUUUUGAUAUGCUCAGAGGAAACUGGGGCUGACAGCCGGAGGAGGUAGGAAGAGGGGAGCCACAACAAGUUCCCCCCCCCGCACGACACAAAAUGUCAUCCUUCCCCUGGCUGCGGCGCGCACCCAGCCAUCCUGCUGAAAAGAGCAGACAUUUAAAACUUUGUGACAUGUGUCACAGGCACUGCCAUUGAGCCAGUGCCACUGACAGAGCUGGAAUUGACAGGCCCCGAGCCACCGGAGCUGACUGGGGGACACACCGAGUUUGGUGUGUGUCACUUCUCAUCUUCGUCAGGGACGUAUCCUGAGCUGCCACACCAACACAAACUGCGUUAUGGGAUGGGCGUGGAGUGCCAGAGCAGGUUGACAUAUGCUUGACGUGCACCUUUGUGUAUGCGAAGGGAUGAAUGGGAUGCCUGGCAACACAGAGAGUAGAUUAAUUAAGGUGUGAGCCACAGCCAUCUACUUGUAGGCAAUGCCCCCCAUUGACCCUCCGCUCACUGCUGCUACUACUUGGAACUUCCUGGCUGAACAAAUGGCACGUCACUUCAUCAGAGCAGAUCAGUGACGUUCUGGUACAGUAGCCCUGCAAGCUCUUCUACUAGCCACUCUACUAUGUGUCUGUGUGUGCACGCUCAAAAAGAAGGUAUAAUUCUGUACCUACCUACAUUUUUAUAUCCAUGCUUGAGUGAGCCACAGUUGGCUGUCUGAGCACGUAUGUAAUGAAUUUUGGUGUUGCCUUUAAUACGUUUGAAAUAUCUUAGAAAUGAAAUGCGACUGUGACAGUGUAAACACGAUAAAACCAUUUUGUAUGAUUUGAUUUCAUACUAGACACUAGUUAUAAUCAUGUUUUAAGUAUGCAGGGCAUUCACACUGGAAAAGUGAAGAAAGUAAUACUCGAUGUUAAAUCUGCUU